This is a messenger RNA of Tuber aestivum (summer truffle), 2865 nucleotides long. NCBI's taxonomy places the organism in Eukaryota, Fungi, Ascomycota, Pezizomycetes, Pezizales, Tuberaceae. The record is from the annotation of a GenBank genome assembly.
GACAACGACAUCCAUAUCCUUUUUAAAGCCCGAGUUAUCAGCAGCCCCUCCUUCUCUCGAAUUUUCCCUUCCGCUAAUUUUUUAUUCCUCCCUCGUAUUUCAAAUCGUCUCUUAAUUGCUACCUCUCACUUUUGGUUUUACCACAUUACCAAUCGGUGUUGUCCCUUCUCCUUCACUUCUCCCCCUCCCCUUUGUCUGCGCUACUCGUUGUCGGCCUCACCGCUUCGCACUACUACAGCGACCCCUUUCCGCCAUUGUGACUGUCACCGCACCGCAUCACCAUCUUUAUACCAACCUAAUCUCGGCACGUACACUUAAUACCCGCUUCGAAGAUUCCCCCGGUUGUGUGCGGGAAACCCCUUCAAUCGCCACCAUUCACUUUCCCACGCUUUUACCUCACCUCCUAUUACUGCAUCAAUAACAAUGAUUGAGCCCCCACUGCAGAAGAAUAAUGCCUCCUCGAGCCUGAACGAAGGCCAAUCCUCUCCCACCAUGUUGACUCCUGCAGUUUCAUCCUCAACUCCAUCAGCCACCGCAUCCCCGGUUCUCCUUCCUGUUCCUGGGCAAUCCACCUCGCUUUCCUCCCUGCCCGGGUCAGCAAUGGGUUCUGGCACCGCCACCCCUUCAAAUGCCCCGGAAAAGAAGACCAUAUCAUCACGGCUACAGCGAAUAUUCUCCCAAUCCAGCAGUAAGGCGAAGGAAGAGAGUAAGGGUACUCCUCGUGAGCGACAUGUUGGGGAUGGAAGCGCUUCGGACACUGACAGCAGUGCCCUCUCCGGACGGGAAAAGGACAGACCAACUGGCCCUGAUCGAAAAACGUCAUUGACAGAGAAGAGACCUACGGCCAAUGCGACAACAGAUAAUAAGAACGGCCUACCGGUGGCAUUACAGCGCUUUCAAAUGCUUCCUGACGGCGCUCACGAGCAUCACCUCCGUAGUGCAAAGAGACAAGAAAAACUCUCGGACAUGCUCAGAGAUCUUAUCGGGGGCAAGAAGAAGGACGAUCACGGGGAACACGAUCGGCUCAGUCUCAUGUCGAGUUGGGUAGACCAACUCAAAAUGGACAAGGAUAAGUUAGCAAGUGAUAGGAAGGGCGGUCCGAACUCCACAGCAACCCUUGUCGAGAAAUAUGGAAAGUGCCAGGAAGUCAUCGGACGUGGAGCUUUCGGAAUAGUUCGCAUAUCACAUAAACCGGAUCCCAAGAACGGUCACCCGGAACAGCUAUACGCCGUCAAAGAAUUCCGUCGCCGACCCCAGGAGUCGCCCAGAAAAUAUCACAAACGAUUGACCUCCGAGUUUUGCAUCUCAUCGUCAUUACGACACCAGAACGUCAUACACACUUUGGAUCUAUUGCAGGACGCGAAGGGAGAUUAUUGCGAGGUCAUGGAAUUUUGCGCUGGAGGGGAUCUCUACACCUUGGUUCUCACGGCUGGCAAACUCGACGUUGCGGAGGCGGACUGUUAUUUCAAACAGCUGAUGCGCGGUGUGGAGUACAUGCAUCAGAUGGGAGUUGCUCAUCGGGACCUUAAACCAGAAAAUCUCUUGCUCACCACAAACGGAGCGCUAAAGAUUACCGAUUUUGGUAAUGGUGAGUGCUUUCGGAUGGCGUGGGAAAAAGAGGCCCACAUGACUUGUGGUUUGUGCGGCUCUGCACCCUACAUCGCCCCCGAAGAAUAUACAGACAAAGAAUUCGAUCCUCGCGCAGUUGAUGUUUGGGCCACAGGUGUUAUUUACAUGGCCAUGCGCACCGGAAGGCACCUCUGGCGAGUUGCAAAGAAGGAUGAGGAUGAAUUCUUCGAAAAAUACCUAGAAGGGAGAAAAGAUGAGGGCGGUUAUGCACCUAUAGAAAACCUGCACAGGGUGAGCCGAGAAGGGUUACAUAUUUGAUUCCCCACUCUCCUUCUUCGGCAACCAGAUACUGACUCAUGUCUCCCUCUCCUACAACUUAGGCGAGAUGUCGCAACGUGAUCUACUCAAUCCUAGAUCCUAAUCCAACAAGAAGGAUCACGGCGUCUCAGGUGCUAAAGUCAGAGUGGGGCAGGGAGAUUACAGUGUGUAAAGUGGGUGAGGAAGGUGCGUUGCGUCAACAAAUAGCCCUUGAAGUGACGCUCCAAUGAGUCUAAGUUAUUCUCUUUGUCCACUCCUAGGGCUUUAAUGACGGCGAUAACGGUGCUCAUGGCUCGAUUCACUCAAUCAACCGAAUAUUGUUUCGAAACAAAGCAAAAAAAAAAACAUGGCGAAAAGCCCCCCUUUAAUUCAAAUUCUUCAAUGCGACAUUGCUGCCUAAAUCCAUUACAUUCUUCGACUGUAUCAUUUAUUGUCUUGGCCAUAGCUUGGGGGGUCUUUUUGUAACCGCCGCUUUUGUGUCAACCUUUCCUUCUCUUCUUUCUGUCAUUUGCAAAACAAUCUUCCCUUACGUGAUAAUUGCUUUCCGGGGGAGAAGACAAAAAAAAAACAAGACCGGGGGGGGCAAAAUCGCCCUAGUUUCAUGCCCUCCCUUUCUCUCGGACUGAUGUUGAUUUGGUUCCUUUCCCCUUCUAAUUUUCUUCCUACCUCUUCCCCCAACUCUUUCCACUCACACUUACGUUCUUCCCUCCUAUCCCCCUGACCCUGAUAUAAAGCAAUUCGGUGUCAGAUGAAAAAACAACAAUGCAUUUAUACAACUUGUGUAGGAGCUUUUUAUUAUUAUCACUAUCGUUUCCCUUUCUUUCUCUCUCUUCUCUCGUUUUAUUUAGUACUAAGAAACGGCGUUCUGAAAGGGAGGUGGUUCAGCAAGUAUUGGAAUGUUUUUUUGUUCUCUUUCCUUUCCUUUCCUUUCCUCUCCUCUCAUUUCUGCGUAGCUUCCCUCUUAACCCCUAGCUUUUU